GUACCUCGCUCUUGUCCAGCCAUUUCGCCUAACCCACCUGAGAACAAGAUCAAAGACAAUUCGAGCCAAUUUAUGUUUAUGGGUGGCAUCACUUAUUCUGAUGUUCCCUGUGUGGGUCUACUCAAAAGUAAUAAAGUUCAAAGAUGGUUUGGAAAGUUGCGCUUUUGAUCUAACCUCACCUGAUGAUGUUCUCUGGUAUACACUUUAUCUUACUAUAACAACUUUCUUUUUUCCUUUACCACUGAUAGUUAUUUGCUAUAUUUUAAUUUUAUGUUACACGUGGGAGACGUAUCAGCAAAACAAGAAAGCAGAGAGUUACACCACCAGUAUCCCCAGGCAAAGAGUCAUGAGGCUCACUAAGAUGGUGUUUGCUCUGGUCAGCGUGUUUGUGGUAAGCGCUGCCCCUUUCCACGUGAUCCAGCUCGUGAAUCUUCGGGUUUCUCAGCCGACCCUGACCUUCUACGUGAGCUACUACAUCUCCAUCUGCCUCAGCUAUGCCAGCAGCAGCAUUAAUCCAUUUCUCUACAUCUUACUCAGUGGGAACUUCCAGAAGCGGCUCCGGCAGUGCACAAAUGUGGAAGUCAGGAUGGCAGAACGGGAUGUCAACAUCAUUGAAAACACCCUCAAGUCAAGUUUUUGA
Messenger RNA from Balearica regulorum gibbericeps (East African grey crowned-crane), 640 nucleotides. Lineage: Eukaryota; Metazoa; Chordata; Aves; Gruiformes; Gruidae. The record is from RefSeq and is a predicted model, not a curated record.